Molecule: messenger RNA, 6481 nt
Organism: Podarcis raffonei (Aeolian wall lizard)
Lineage: Eukaryota; Metazoa; Chordata; Lepidosauria; Squamata; Lacertidae
Gene: BTBD7
Product: BTB domain containing 7
Exons: 11
Coding region: 284-3649 (1121 amino acids)
Biological process (GO): morphogenesis of a branching epithelium
Molecular function (GO): protein binding
Source: RefSeq, a predicted model, not a curated record
UCCUCCUCCUCCUCCCGAACGAGUCUGGCCGGAGUCUGUGGCUCAAAAUGGCGGCCGCGGCGGCGGCCGGAGCAAACCGAGGAGGGGGUAGUAGCGAGAGCCGCUGAGGCGGGCCGGCCCCUGCAGCCCAGCCGGAGAUCAUGGAGGCUCCGGGCUGCAGCUGAAAGACGCGCUCGAAAUGGAGGCAAAGAACCUACCUGAGCCAUGUCUUGAAGUUUUAUAAUGGAUUAUGGAACUGUGUGCUGAUGAGCCAGCAAGUGGAAUGCCUGAGUGACUGAAGAAAAUGGGUGCUAAUGCUUCGAACUACCCUCAUUCGUGUUCCCCAAGGGUAGGGGGAAAUUCUCAGGCACAACAGACAUUCAUAGGAACAUCCUCCUAUUCUCAUCAAGGCUAUGGCUGUGAAUCGAAACUGUAUAGCCUUGACCAUGGCCAUGAGAAACCUCAAGACAAGAAAAAGAAAAGCUCUGGGCUUGCCACCCUCAAAAAGAAGUUUAUUAAGCGCCGAAAGUCUAGCCGGUCUGCCGAUCAUGCCAAGCAGAUGCGUGAGCUACUCUCAGGCUGGGAUGUUAGAGAUGUCAAUGCGUUAGUGGAAGAGUAUGAAGGAACAUUAGCCUUAAAAGAGCUUUCUCUACAAGCUAGUUUGGCAAGACCAGAAGCCAGAACGUUGCAGAAAGACAUGGCUGAACUGUAUGAGUUCAAAUACUGUACGGAUGUUGAUCUAAUAUUUCAAGAGACUUGCUUCCCUGUGCAUCGUGCAAUUUUGGCUGCAAGGUGCCCGUUUUUUAAGACCCUACUUUCUUCUUCACCAGAGUAUGGUGCAGAGAUUAUAAUGGAUAUCAACACAGCUGGCAUAGACCUGCCCAUGUUUUCUGCAUUGUUACACUACUUGUACACAGGAGAAUUUGGAAUGGAGGACUCGAGAUUUCAAAACGUUGACAUCCUUAUGCAGCUCAGUGAAGAAUUUGGAACGCCAAAUUCUUUAGAUGUUGAUAUGCGAGGGCUGUUGGACUACAUGUGUUACUAUGAUGUGGUUCUCAGCUUUUCAUCUGACUCUGAACUGGUUGAAGCUUAUGGUGGAAGUCAGAGCUGCUUAGAUGAGGAGCUCAGAGCGCACAAAGCUAUAAUUUCAUCACGGUCCCCGUUUUUUCGACAUCUACUACAGCGGAGAAUACGGACCGGUGAAGAAAUCACAGAUCGAACGCUAAGGACUCCAACAAGGAUUAUACUGGAUGAAUCUAUCAUACCAAAAAAAUACGUGAGAGUGAUUUUAAACUGUAUGUACACAGAUUUGGUGGACCUCUCUAUUUUGCACAGCAGUCCCUCAGUGGGGAGUUUAAGCGAAGUUCAGGCUCUUGUAGCAGGAAAGCCAAACAUGACAAGGGCUGAAGAAGCUAUGGAACUUUACCACAUUGCUCUCUUCCUGGAGUUCAAUAUGCUUGCGCAAGGCUGUGAGGAUAUUAUCGCUGAGAGCAUCUCACUAGACACCUUUAUUGCCAUUCUCAAGUGGAGUUCUCAGCCGUACGGCUCCAAGUGGGUUCAUCGCCAAGCACUGCAUUUCCUCUGUGAGGAAUUUACACAGGUCAUGACUUCAGAUGUCUUUUAUGAACUCGGCAAAGACCACCUGCAAACUGCCAUCCAGUCUGACUACUUACAGGCGAGUGAGCAAGAUGUCCUGAAGUAUCUUGUUAAAUGGGGUGAACAUCAGCUGAUGAAAAGAAUAGCAGACCGAGAGCCCAAUUUGCUGAGUGGCACAGCUCACAGUGUGAACAAGCGAGGUGUAAAGAGGCGAGAUCUUGACAUUGAGGAACUGAAAGAGAUCCUUUCUCCUCUCCUACCGUUUGUCCGUAUUGAGCAUAUUUUGCCUAUGAACAGUGAAGUCCUGACUGAUUCUAUGAAGAGAGGUCUCAUCAGCACUCCUCCUUCGGAUAUGUUGCCGACAGCGGAAGGUGGAAAGUCAAAUGCUUGGCUGCGACAAAAGAAUGCGGGCAUUUAUGUGAGGCCAAGGCUGUUUUCACCAUAUGUGGAGGAGGCUAAGUCGGUUCUAGAUGAGAUGAUGGUGGAACAGACUGACCUGGUUCGUUUACGGAUGGUUAGAAUGUCCAAUGUGCCAGAUACUCUCUACAUGGUAAACAAUGCCGUUCCGCAGUGCUGUCAUAUGAUAAGUCACCAGCAAAUAAACAGUAACCAAUCCAGCGCUCCUUCAGUUGUAGCCAAUGAAAUCCCAGUUCCUCGUCUCCCUGUUGUGAAAGAGAUGGUCAAGCGGCUGCAGGAGCUCCGCCAUACCGAGCAGGUGCAAAGAGCUUAUGCUCUGAACUGUGGAGAAGGGGCCACUGUCAGCUACGAGAUUCAGAUCCGUGUCCUGCGGGAAUUUGGACUUUCUGAUUCUGCCGCUGAGCUCUUGCAGAAUCCUCACAAGUUCUUUCCAGAUGAGCACUUUGGGGAUGAAAGCCCGCUCUUGACCUUGAGACAGCCGGGGCGGUGUCGCGUGAACAGCACGCCCACAGCGGAAACCAUGUUUACAGAAUUAGACUCUUUUGUGGCCUUCCAUCCACCGCUGCCCCCUCCCCCGCCUCCUUACCAUCCGCCGGCUACUCCAAUCCACAAUCAGUUCAAAGUCGGCUGGAAGCAAAGGGCCCAGAGCCAGCACCCCUCGCGUUCCUUUUCUUACCCCUGCAACCAUUCCCUGUUCCAUGCCAGAACAGCACCGAAAGGCCCCCCUCCCAUCUACCUGUCUGGUGUCAAAGCCACACCUCCCGAUUGCACUAACACUACAGGACUGGGAAGACAAACAGUUGCUGCCGCAGCAGCUGUGAUGGCUGCUGAAAAGCAAGUAGGUACUCAACCUGUGCUCAAUGAACUGAUGCCAGAUAUCGCUAUGGGUGUGUCGACAAUGUCUCUGAAGGACAGGAGGCUGCCAGAGCUCACUGCUGACACAGAACUGAGCCAGCCUGUUCUGGAGGUUGGGCCAGGAGCAGCCCAGCACAUUUCAUGCCUUCAGACAAGGCACAUGCACAGUUCCCGGAAAAAACAUUCAGUUGAACAAAAACUGGAUUCGAGAGAGAAUCCGCAGGAAUACCCAGAUUUCUACGAUUUCUCCAACGCUGCAUGCAGACCGUCUACUCCUGCCCCCAGCAGGCACACUCCUUCACCUUCUCAAGGUAUCUAUUUUGGCCCAGAUUUGUACAGCCACAAUAAAGCAUCACCCAGCGGCUUAAAGGCCACCCACUUACCUAACCACAUCUCUCCAAAAAAGCUUGAAGACUCUUGGAGGGAGUAUGCACUUUCUCAAGAAGGGCAUCCGCAUAAACAAAAGAAUGAACCGAUACACCUCGAUGUCUUAGAACAACCUCCCCAGCGGUUGGACUUGGCAUUGGCUGCCCAAGAGAAUGCUGGAAAUGGCCCAGUUCACGCAAGGGGGCGAACAAAAAUAGAAACUGACUUAACCUAUGGGUUAACCUCUGGCCGGCCUUCUCUGCCUGCAUACAGCUCAGAGAUCCAUGAAGAGCAGUCCGGCCGGAGGCUGGCAGACCUUGAGCCCUUGGAGCAUGAAGCACAGAGAAAUGUGGAUUUGGAAAGGGAAGAGGCAGUAAGCAGAGGAAGGAGGUCUCCCAGCAAACCAGACUUCCUGUACAAAAAAUCUGCCCUCUGAAAACCACCUCCACUUCUUCUCUGUGCCUAAGAGUCAUGAAAUAUCCAGUCUUUGCCACCUCUGGCCUGACUUUGGUUCAUUUAUUGCCAGCUGCCACAUCACUUUUUUAAUUAUUAUUUUUGUACAUACAUGGCUUCCUUAGAGAUGGCAUGCUACCAGUUUGUUUGGAAUGCUGCUCCAGAGUUUGUGUCCGGAACAGAUUUUGUUAAGCCUCUUAAAAAGAAAAAAAUAGCCGGCACCUUUAACAAAAAAUGAAAGGUAGCCUUUUGCACCUGUACAUUAAUUUUAUUUAGUUUUUGUACUAGUAUGUUAAAACUUGCUGUUAUAUUUAAAGGACAAUGUUCAUGCUCUCUUGGGUGGCUUUUAAAAAAAGAAUUCACCUUCCGGCUUCCUGUGCGCAUUGGGUUUGCGCACUGAGAUAUGUAUUUUCUUAUCAAAUGGUGACAAUGUCUGUCUUUAUUUUUGAAUGACUAUAGGAAUUCCAAAGAACAGCACAUCUAAGUAACUGCUCUGGUUCAGUCUCAAGCCUUCCUGGUCUACCACUAGUGCAAGAAUCCAGCCUAAUACGUUUGUUCUGUUUACCAAGUCCAUGGCAGCUGGCCUUCAUCUUGAUGUAGCAAGCCCUCACUGAUGUUUGUGGCCAAGGUUUUCUGUGGAAGUGAGGAGUAUAACUCUCUUUGGGUUCCUUGAAAUCUUCUCUCUCUCUCUUUCUCUCUCUCUUGCAGGCGUUGGGGGCUGACAUAACACCUCUGAGAAGCACUUAGUUAACUCCUUUUGUUGGAAUACACCUGGUACUGCAAAUUGUGACAGUACUGUAAACACUCUCAUCAAUUUUUCCUUUGAGUAAGGAUAUGCAGGUAUGGGAAGGUUUUGUACCAACCCAGGACAGUGAGAAGAUGCUGCAUAACACCUGACUUUGGUGUUAACGCUCCAUCUCCUUAGAGGAAGCUGCCUGUCUCCAGUAGAGGCACCCAAAGGAGUGCUUUCUGCCUUCUUUCUUCCACCUGUGAUUAAGCAACCACAAGGGCUUCAACCUUAGUGAUGUCACUGAGGGCUCCUGGACCCCGUGAGUCUCUUGCUUUGUGGACGGAAAUCACAAAUUGAAGAGGAACGCCUAAGGCUUAAAUUAGCUGUAAGCAAUUUAGCACUUAAUUUCUUCAUCCCAACCUCUUCCGUGUGUGCACGUUUGGUUUUGUCUUUUUAAAAAGACUCUGGGGACUCCGUGCUUUUAUGAACACAAAGUAAAGAGACGGGGCCGAUUGCUUAGAAACGCCCAUUGCUGCUAAUGAUGGCCAUUUGGGCUGUCAGCAGUUGUAUGCACCCACCAUGUCUUUUCUCAUGCAAGUAUUGGGAAAGCCCCAGUGCUGCUGUGUGGCAUCUCCUAUUACAGGCCUGAUAGGGUGGCCAGCUCUAAAAUGCAGAUCUUCCAUCACCAGAAGACCUCAGUCAGAAUAUUAACUAAAGGCUGUUCUAACCUUAAAUCUGACUCUUGAUUUUAGAUACUUGACGCUGUUUUAAAUGUACACUUUUUCAAUGUUUAAUCACACUUUUGUUUUCAGCUCUAACAAGAGCACCAGCUCCUGCCUUUCAGUUGCUGUGUCCUAUUUCUUUUAGGGGGCAAACACUGUUAAAGCAAACAGAAGUUCUGGAUCCUUGAUGGAUAGUGUGUAUGAGUGAGAGACUGUCUUGUCCAGAAUUUUCACACUACAUUAACUUUGCUACAAUGGUGCAAAUGCAUAAAGCAUAAAGUCUUCUAUCCUCUGCCUUUUUAAUUUUGAGGACAAGGGAAGAUGAGAAUCUACUAUAUCAUCUUGUCUAGUGCUUUUUAGCUGUCUUUCAUGGUAUAGGAGAAGUUUGUGAGAUUGGCUUUGCCUUCCAGAGAAUUUUGGGACAAGACUUACCUUUGAUCCACCUACUCAUGCACACCGAAUAUAUCUUUAAACCCACUCUUCCAAACAAGAGCACACAGAAACGUCCAUAUUCUAGGUUUUAGAUAUUCUGUUAUUUCAAGUAGGUCAUUUUGUCCAUGUCUGAAACAGAGCCUGUUUGCUUCAGUACGUUAGUAGUGUAAUGUGUGCCUAGCUCUGUCUGUGAGUUACCCGAGGGGUAAAUUCUUGAUCUCAAUAGUGGCUAUAGAGUUGGCUGAAAUAAUCCACCCAGGUUUAGUUUACACAUGGUUUUUACUGUGGAAUAAGCUUUGUGAGAAGCUAUUUAGGUGCAUAUUGGCUCCCAGUGAACAAAACGUACCGCUUUUGGAGUCAGGUAGUUGCCAUUUCAGACCAUUGGAUGACAUUCUAGAUGAAAGCAAAUCCUUGUAAGAGACAGAAUUUUGUAGCAUACCUUGAGAUAACAGAGUUAUUUAGACAAUGUAAAACAACUUGUAUUAAGUCAGAAAGCGGGGUGCAAAUGUUCCCAGAGAAAUUUUUGAGAUGGCAAGAAACUGGCUUCUUUACCUCUAUGGCUUUAAUUAAGAACUUGCUGUUUCUAAUGUGUCAACAAAACUCUUCUCGGAUUCUUUGACUUAUUAAAGUAGAUCAGUUUCCCAGCAGUGGUCAGAUUGAGUUUGAUCAGUUUUAGCAGGACCUCUGGGUAGCUCAUUUAUUCAUCCAGUGUCAUUCAACUCCUCUUGCACUUCCUUAGGAAAAGGCGGAUUUUGAUAUCUAUAUUUUGUAAACGGCAUAUGAGCAACUGGCCAACUAAAGCCAAACUUUAAUAUCCAUGAUUUGAUAGAGCAGGAGUCGCCAACCUGGCGACAUUGGGUACCGUGUUGCCCACAAAGGCUUUCGUUUGUGCCCCUGGGCAGGUUCCCCAGACUCCCAAGCUUUCUUUUUU